This is a messenger RNA of Aegilops tauschii subsp. strangulata, 1176 nucleotides long. RefSeq lists its product as uncharacterized. NCBI's taxonomy places the organism in Eukaryota, Viridiplantae, Streptophyta, Magnoliopsida, Poales, Poaceae. The record is from RefSeq and is a predicted model, not a curated record.
AUGUCAGCAUACAUGCUAGCCCAUCUAUGUGGUUUGGUGACUGGUGGCCAUAGACCAAGUACCUCCUUCAAGAAUGUCCACUGGAAUGGUUGUGCCGCUGCUAUGAAUGAACAUUUUCAGCGCACCGACUUGAUUGGAACCCACAUCACAAAUCACACAAGGACGUGGAAAAAAAAGUAUAAGGAGAUAGUGCACCUCAAAUCAUUGAGUGGUGCACUUUGGGAUGAAGAUAACUUUAUGAUUGUUCUUGAUCAUGAGCAUUACACAAACCAUAUUAAGGACCACAAAGAAGAUGAACCCUUCCUGAACAAGCCUAUUAAACAUUAUGAGGAGAUGCUGGUUAUCGUUGGAGCAGGCAUGGCUACAGGGCAAUAUGCAAAAGGCUCAAGUGACCCUUUAGCGACGGAGAAAGCCAAAACUAAUCCUUCUGCAGAAGAUAGGAUGGUUGCAACUAUGAUGGCUUCAAGUGAAAGGCUUGCUGUUGCCAUUGAGAAAUUUGCUACUGACGUCAACCCCGCCAUUGAUGGUCUUUGGGAUGAGAUGAAAGAACUCCCUGGCUUUGAUGUGGAUUCCCUUGCUCAUUACUAUGCCUAUUUGGUUGACAAUCCUCGUGUUGCAACGACAUUCAAGGUUCCGGAGGGUGUUCAAAGAAAGGUUUGGGUCUCUAUGUAUGUGAAGAGUAUAUCGUACAAAUGAUAGCCAAAUUCUAACUAUGUUUGGCGACUAUAUCGUACAAAUGAUAGCCAAAUUCUAACUAUGUUUGGCGACUAUAUCGUACAAAUGGUAGGAUAUUACGUAUAUAUAUCAUCAUGCUACCCGUCACCAACAAGUUGUACGUACGUGCGUAGAAUGAGCAAGUAGCUUUAUCAGUCUCUGAUACGUACGUGGCUCAGCUCGAUCAGUCUCUGAUACGUACGUAGAAAAAGAUUAGUUUCGUGAGGAAGAAGUAUAUAGUUAAAAAAAAAGACCGAACAAACAUGUUCUCCUGUCUAAGCAGGUUCAAGCCAGCAAAAAUGCAAAAAAAGAAGGAACUUCUUCAACGGGAAAAAGUGAAAUAUGCCGCAUGUAUUAUCUAGCCACAGAAAAGUUGAACUAUUAUGAGCUCAUAGUACAACCAAACAAAAAUCCAUAGUGAUAGAUAGAUAUUCAUAUCAACCAAAGAGUUCGAUAGUUUAC